This is a messenger RNA of Cydia pomonella (codling moth), 8852 nucleotides long. RefSeq names its product peroxidasin-like. The record is from RefSeq and is a predicted model, not a curated record. Gene Ontology annotation, molecular function: heme binding; protein binding; peroxidase activity. Gene Ontology annotation, biological process: response to oxidative stress. Bases 996 to 5102 code for a protein of 1368 amino acids. The transcript has 7 exons. Lineage: Eukaryota; Metazoa; Arthropoda; Insecta; Lepidoptera; Tortricidae.
UGCACAGGCAAGUACUAAAAAAUAAUAAUAAAUCGUUUAUUAAAAGAAAAAAGAUAAAAUUACAUAACUAGCUCAGUGGUCCCACACUAGGCUAGGCCUGUAUCGUGGUGACCGCUCUACAGACUGCAACUGCAACUCUACUAACUGCAAAAAAUCGUAAGUAAUAUGUUCAAAUUCUCCAAUUUUAACGUGAAAUAUAAAAUAUUUAGAGAGCAUCGCCAAGCGGCCCGACCAAUCCACAAACCGAAGUAUUGACAUGCGGCUGUUAAAAUCAAAAAAAUACCUAUCGAUUCCUGAAAUUCAUAAGAAAACAGGCGUUAACGUAGGCACAGUUUAAAAUAGACUUUAAUUGUUGACUCACUUACGGUUUAAGCUAAUUUAAUUGUCAAUACUAACGCUAUGGCAUCUCCAAUGUAAAGUAAACCCUAAAUGGCUCAAUGAUUAAAAUCUGUGUACAUAACUUGUUGUACUAAGAAAAUAACUUCUGAACCUUAUUUUAUCUCAUAUAAAUCAUGAGUUUCGUAUCUUACCAUAUUUAGGGAAUGUUAUCGGUAACAUUGGUAACUUACUCGUAAUAUUCCCAAAUGGAAACUUACCCGUAGCGCGAAUGUUUCCGCAGCCCAUUACUAAUUCCUCCUUUUAUUAAUUAAGGGUCAUCUGGGUUUUUUAUGUGUUAAUAGUAAUAGAAUGUUCUUGUUUAAUUAACUAUUAUUUUCCUGACCUCGGAAGCCCAAGUCCUGGGUAAGAUUUAUCAGUUUGGUUGGUGUUGGAGGUGCGAGCGCGCGGUGCGGCGGGCGCCGGACGGGAUUUCUCGCGACACAGGCUCGGCACGCGCGCGGCCCGCACUCGCCGCUGCGCUGCCACUGCACUCCUGGCGCGUCCGCCGGCCGGCCGGUCGUCUUUCCUCGGCCUCCGAGACCGCCCCCGCACCUCCAAUUGCAUACACGGUGUCGCAACGAAAAAAACUUAUCUGAACUUUGUUCCGAAAAAUUACAAUGAGACUUCUAAUUUACUUUAAGUUUCUUUUACUUUUAAAGUUAAGUUUAACAUCGGGCCAAGUUUGCCCGCCAAAAUGCGAGUGCGUCCGAAACGCGGUGCGGUGUCUGCGCCAGGGGCUGACUGUCGUGCCGAAAGUUCCAUCAGACAUACAUACUCUAGAUCUCCGUUUCAACAAGAUCUACGACGUCGGGGGAGGCGUGUUCUCGCACAUGCACCAGCUGCGCUCGCUGCUCCUCAACGACAACCAGUUGCGCGCGCUGCGCUCCGGCGCCUUCCACGGCUUGCGCCGCCUCAAGUACCUCUAUCUCUACAGGAACCGCAUAAAGACUAUCGACCCUGAUGUCUUUAAAGGCUUGCCGCAUUUGGAACAACUCUACUUGCACGUCAACGAAAUCCAUGAGAUACAAGCAGAUACGUUUUCAAACAUGCCCCGCCUGGAACGCUUAUAUCUGCACAACAACCGCCUGGAGCACGUUCCCUUCGGCUCGUUUACUGGCAUGCCGAAGCUGCGCAAAUUACGACUGGACAGCAACGCGCUGGUCUGCGACUGCAGCGUGCUGUGGCUGGUGCGUAUGCUGCGCGCGCACGCCGCCAUGAACGUGGCCGCAACCUGCUACGGCCCGCCUCACCGUCUCGGCACCUCGCUCGCGAGCCUCAGGGAAUAUGACAUGCAUUGCAAGCAACCCGAAAUACACGAAGGGCCCGAAGACGUAGUGGUGGAAUUUGGCAAGGAUGCUAUAUUUACUUGUACCGCCGCCGGGGACCCAAGGCCCGAAAUAGUUUGGUUUCGCGACUCCAUGGCCCUUCCUCUAGACGCGACCCGAUAUGAAGUGCAGUCCAACGGCAGCCUUAUGAUACAUAACGUGGAUGAGACGGACGUCGGAAUCUUCGAGUGCAUGGCUAAAAAUCCCUCUGGAGAAGCGCGUUCAAGACCCGCGAGGAUGAUGAUGAUGAUACAUGACGAGCCUAAAGAGAAUGAGAUUCCCGUUUUCAAGAUCAGGCCUAAAAGUCAAGUGGUCAAAAAAAGAAACGUUCGAGUUAGGUUCGAUUGCGUAGCUAAAGGAAAUCCACCGCCUCAUAUCGCCUGGUACUUCAAAGGCACUAGGCUUUUACUUGACCCUCGAACGGAUUUAAAGCUGAACGGCUCGAUUUUCAUCGAUGACGUGCAAUACGUCGACGCUGGAGAAUACACAUGUGUAGCGGAAAAUAUACUUGGCAAAGUGAAUGCAUCAGCUGAACUUCAAGUAUUAGUUUCCCCUUCAUUUAGAAAUGUACCAAAAGACAUAACAGCUUCUGAAGGUGAUAAGGUUGAAUUCACUUGUUCGGCUCGAGGAUCACCAAAACCUGUCAUAAGCUGGUUCAUGAACACCAUGACACUACCAACAAGCGAUAACUACGUCUUCACGAAUGAAAAUGAAAAGUUUACCAUUCUCGAAGUGACAAAGGACGACGCCGGGAUUUAUCAUUGCAGAGCGGAAAAUUCCGAGGGCAUUACAGAGAUUUCCGCAGUUCUAAAUGUAGAAGAGUUUAAAGUUAUACCGCCUCGCAUAGUUCUUAAACCGGUCGACACUGAUGCUUACAAAGGAACAUCAGUUCAGUUACCGUGUGAUGUUGAAAGUGACCCUCCUGCCUCCGUGGAAUGGACCAAAGACGGGUCGUCAAUUUUGUUGGAGGACCGAAUUUCGAUAACUUUGAUCGGGAGUUUAAUUAUAAAUAAUUUAACCCUAAGUGACACCGGCCGGUAUGAAUGCUUGGCAUCUAAUGAAAACGGUAAGGAUACAGCAUCUCUGUUUUUAUCCGUAAAAGAUCACACACUUCCAGGAGAGCAAUAUGUAAACAUAGCAUUGACUGAAGCCACCAGAGACAUAGAUCAAGCUAUCGCUAGAACAGUUAAAGAAAUAUUUCAGAACACCUCGGCAAAAAAAGAUGUCCACGAACUUUUUAGGAUAGCUCACUUCCCAAACGCACCCGCACGAGAACUAGCUCGUGCAGCUGAAAUUUAUGAACGUACUUUAGACAAAGUAAGAGAUUUUAUCCAAGAUGGCUUAAACGUAACUUCGGUAGAACCAUUUAAUUAUAAUAAUGUUCUUGGUCAGCAAAAUUUGGACUUAAUUGCACGGCUAUCAGGCUGCACGGCACACCGGGAAAGUAAAGAUUGUUCAGAUAUGUGCUUUCACAACAAAUACCGCAGUAUCGACGGCAGUUGCAAUAAUUUUGUCCAUCCUAUGUGGGGUUCAUCUUUGACAGGUUUUCGACGAAUACUUUUUCCUAUAUAUGAGAAUGGUUUCAGUCAACCAGUGGGUUGGAAUAAAGGGGUGAAAUAUAACGGAUUUGAACUACCAAGUGCUAGAUCUGUAUCUACCUCUAUUAUAACUACAACAGAGAUAUCUCAGGACAUUGAGAUUUCCCAUAUGGCUAUGCAAUGGGGCCAGUGGCUGGACCACGACUUGGAUCACGCGCUACCGUCUGUAAGUUCACAAACAUGGGACGGUGUAGACUGCAAAAAAACAUGUGAUUAUGCAGCACCAUGUUUUCCCAUUGAUGUUCCAAAUAAUGAUCCUCGUAUCACUAAUCGCCGGUGCAUUGACUUUAUUAGAACUAGUUCGGUAUGUGGAUCGGGACUGACGUCCGUCUUAUUUGGGAGCCUGCAGCCGAGAGAACAAAUUAACCAACUUACUUCAUUUAUUGAUGCUUCACAAGUAUACGGAUUCGAAAGUGCUGUUGCUACUGAUCUUCGAGAUUUGACUAAUGAGAAUGGAUUAUUGCGUGUUGGUGUUACAUUCCCUGGAAGAAAGCCGCUAUUACCUACCACAGGGAUAAACGGUAUGGACUGCAGACUAAACCUUGCAGAAAGCGACCGCGCUUGCUUCGUUGCGGGUGACAUCAGAGCCAAUGAACAAAUUGGCUUGGCGGCUAUGCAUACUAUCUGGAUGCGGGAACACAAUCGUCUCGCCUUGCAGUUGAAAUCUUUGAACUCAUUUUGGGACGGAGACAAAGUGUACCAGGAGGCAAGGAAAAUAGUUGGAGCCGAAAUACAAAUGAUAACUUACACACACUGGUUACCGAUUAUUCUUGGUAGAGAAGGUUACAAAAAGUUGGGAGAUUAUAAUGGAUAUGAUAACAACUUGAACCCUUCAAUUUCAAACGUGUUCGCUACAGCGGCACUAAGAUUUGGCCAUUCCAUGAUUAAUCCAAUAUUGCAUCGUUACGAUGAGGACUUCGAGCCCAUUCCACAAGGGCAUUUGCUGCUGAGAAAUGCAUUCUUUGCUCCCUGGAGACUUGUCGACGAAGGCGGAGUAGAUCCCUUAAUCCGAGGUAUGUUCACAACACCGGCUAAAUUGAAAACUUCUACUCAAAAUCUAAACUCGGAACUAACUGAGAAGCUCUUUUAUUCGGCCCACGCAGUUGCACUAGACCUUGCUGCUAUUAAUAUUCAAAGAGGACGUGAUCACGCUAUUCCUCCGUACACGAAAUGGAGACAAGUUUGCAACAUGACAGAAGUUAAAGAUUUUGAUGACUUGUCUGUUGAAAUAUCUGAUCAAAAUGUACGAGACAAACUUAAGGAACUUUAUGGAUCUGUUCACAACAUCGAUGUCUGGGUAGGAGGAAUUUUAGAAGAUCAGGUAGGCGGAGGUAAAGUUGGCCCCCUUUUUAGCUGCCUUCUAAUGGAGCAAUUUAGGCGUUUGCGAGAUGGAGAUCGAUUAUGGUAUGAGAAUCCAAAUGUAUUUAAACGUGAACAAUUAGAUCAAAUAAAAAAAACAAGUCUAGCUCGCGUGUUGUGCGAUAAUGGUGACAAUAUUGAUACGGUCGGUGAAAACGUAUUUUUGAUUCCUGAAGCACAAGAUGGAAUGGUAUCCUGCGAUGACCUGCCUUCAAUAGAUAUUCGAUUUUGGGCGGAUUGCGAAUCGUGUGGAGAUUAUAGAGAAAGUAAUACUUUGUCGCGCUCGCGUAGGGCUACGGUGAACGAGACAUUCCACGAUGAGCGUAUAUUUGAUUUAGAACAAGCAAAUGAAGACUUAAAAGAAACUGUGGCCGCUCUUUUGAACAGGAUUGAACAGCUCGAGGAAAUUGUACAGGAAAAUAAUAAAAACACUGACAAUUAACACCUAAUAAGACUCGAAGAAAUAACAUAUACAAUUAACGUAAUAUAUAAAAAUGUAUCUCUACAUAAUGAGUCAUAAAAAAUAAAAAAAAUUAACGAGCGUGACCGAUAAAACUAGUAAAUUAGACACGCCAAAAGCACAUUUUUGGUAACUACUGCGUCAUAACCUUUAGAUGAGUACCACAAGAGCAAACCGAGGCUAGAAUUGAGACAGUGCAAUAUUUUAACACUGUCUGAUUUUUGUACUUCAGUUUCAAGUUGGUUUGUUACUUACUCACAAAGCUUUUCUAGCCAAAUUACUUUUAUCGGUCCCGCUCUUGUCAUACUUGUACACAAUGCAUAUUAAGAAAAACUAAUAUUAAUCAAUAGUCCACAUUUGUAAAAUAAUAUACCUUAAAAAAGACCUUUGGGGUAACUAUAAUAAAUAAAUAAACCAACCUAUACUCCUGUUCGUAACUUGAGACUUUAUAAAGGAUUAAUUUGGCUCGAAAUCCUUUUUUGAUACCGCGAGGUACUUUAACUUGAAUUGAAUAGGAUUUAUUAUUAAUUACCGAUAUUAUUUACCUGUCACUAGUAGUAUAUAACGGUUUUGUAACUAUUAACUUUAACAAUUUGUCGUAGCAAUUGCUAAAUAUUGGUUAACACAUUGUUACAAGUUUGAAAUGAUUCUAGGGUCCGUCUAGUCUACGUCAAGUCUGCAGCAACUUGGCAGCGAUAAGUGGGGCAGCGUCACCAUAAACGUAAUAUUUAUUAUUAUGUUUACGGUGGCGGUACCACGUGUCGCUGCUAAUUCGCUGCAGAAAGAUUUCAUGCCACGCGCCAAAUACGGCGCUGCUAUGAGAUAGCGUGGUCGGAGUCUAGACGGAUUUGAUUUUUAUUUUUAAUUACUUAAAGUUGCAAUACGUUGCCUUCAUUUGCUUUCCAUUUUAGCGGGUAAGUAGUCUAGUCUUUAUCUGUAAUAGUGUUUAAGAUUGACCUUACAAUAACUUACGCAUGUGCUAAUAUUUACAGGUUAUUUUAUAAAUCUUUAUCUCUAAUUAUAUCUUUUUACAUGUUUGUUUCGUGGUCUUGGUAAUAUAUGAGGAUGACUCGGAUUUUAUCAUCAGAUAAGUAUUUAUUCAUAAUUACGUCUAAAAUUAUACCUACCAGUUUUAUAUUUAUAUCAACUAACAGUUAAAAUACAAAACAAAGGAUAGGAGGGGUGGGAGAAAAAUUGGGGCAAUGUAUACUUAUAUAAUAUACUGUUUCUCUGUCCGCGAGCAAAAUAAACUAUGUUUAUCUUACCCCACAUGAGCUUGUCUUGAAGUUAAGUAGACUAAGAGAGAAAGUAAUAUUUGUAUUUAUUUCUGUUUCUUUUUGAAAUAUAAUUUUUCGAUAAAAUAUUAGUCAUCCGAUCAUUUAUAGAUAGGUAAGUCUUCUUCGAAUGUAUGGUCUAAUAUCCAGCUUUAACAAAACUGUAUUAGGUACUUAAUAACUGGAUUAUUAUAUACAAUAAUAACAUAUUAUAGUAAUAUAUGUAAAUUUGUAUAAAAAAUGAAAUGGUAACACGGAAUGACCACGAUUACUAGCAAUGGAUAAUACCUAAAGUGGUUACCAAACAAAAAAUAAAAUCUAGAUUUAUGUCAAGUUGAGACAAAAAAUUGAGUCGAGAAAAGUUGUUGGCGAAACAACUAGAGAAAAGUUGUUGGUGUUGGAUUUGUUUUACUGGAGGGGUCAACUAACUUCUGUAGAGAAGUACCACAGUAGAAACCAGCAGUUUUAGGAAUGUCGUAAAGCUAGAAAAGUUGAUUUGACUAGUCUAAUUCUAAACUGGUCUAAUCUAAGUGUUAAUUGUUUUGGUGCCUUGAAGGGACGCAAUUGCUGGUCCAAAGCACCGCAUGAGACUCCCUCGAGCCUCGGUUUGCCAUCCCAUGGUUUAGCGUGAACUGAGAAGCACUAAGACUGCGUAGUGGAAACUGGUUGCAAUACUAAAAGCGAUGCAUCACGUUGUGGCAAUAAAAAAACUUUGGUGGGCCUACAUUUCAUAUAAUGUAACAUACAUUAACUGUCCAGGCGGCGCCACAGUCGUGCACGUAUCACAAACAUCUUGUCAUGUAGGAGUUUUUUUUCGAGUUAGGAUAUGAGAAAUAGUAAGUAAUUUGUUAAUUAAACAAAAAACUCGUCUUGUUGAUGUUCAACAUUAGAAUUAAAAAAAAACAGCAUUCAAGAACUUCAGUAGGUAUCUAAAGGGGCCCAAUGAUUAACAGUCCACCGGACGGUAUCGGCCUGUCAGUUGUUCGGACCUGUCAACUUUUGGUUCUAACUGACAGGCCGAUACCGUCCGGCGGAUGGUUAAUCAGUGGGCCCUUUACCUAUUAAAUCAUAACAUAUAUCUGGUACUGACUGUGUACUACAUACGUAAAUAACGUCUUUCAGGUUAAUAAUUUUGUCCUGAUUUUUCUCUUUGACGUUAGAAUGCCACUGAGAGCCGAAUUAUCAUGUAGUAAUUUUUUUUCUGUAACUGUGUUCUUGUUAUCUCUUCUGUCUUGUGUACGUAUUUAGGUAAUCUUUACAUGUAGGUACAGUACAAAAGUAUCUGCUAUCCCGGAUAACUUUUCCACAUACCUAUAGACAGGUCUCUAAAAUUCACGUUCAAAAGUAUCUUUUAUAGUCUCAAUUGUUCUACAUAUAAAUACAUCACUUUUUGUUAGGCUGUUACAGAUUAGUAGAUAUUACUUUUGACCCUGACUGUACAUGUAAUAACCCUGCGAUAAAUAUAGCACAUCCGAAUUUCGGCUUCGUAGAGCGUUGUCUUUUUCUCUCUCUUUGUCUCCAAUAGUCUAUUUCUAAAGACCGAAUAGACCGACGUGCAAUAUUUAACGCCGCGGGUACUGUGCGUCCGCACUAAGUCAAAAAUAAAUAAAUAAAAACAUAUUUUUAUAAUCGUCUCUUCUAAAUUCUAAAUUGUCCAUUUCAUCAUUAGUACGAUUACAUUACAAGAUAUGUGUAUUGCAUGGACGUGUUUCUAUUUAUUAGUAAAUGUAACAACUAACAACCAUUUACCUAGAAUAAGAAAUCUAUAGUAAGGUCAAUGCAGAUACAAAUCCGUCUGUGGGAAAUUCCAUAAGUAGCCGAACGAGUAUUUAUAAUUACAGUUAACUUCAUCGAUAGUCGCUAUUGCUUCUAGUUCCAGCUUCCAGCAGUCAAAAUAAGACUCGUCUGUCUUUGACGUUUGAAACAACCCGCAGACGAUUUAGCCGCACUGACCUUGCCUAUAUUUUAAUUCCUAAAUAUUAUCUGAAAAUUCAAAGAAUAAAAUAUACAAUAAAUAACUAUUUUCGUUUAGUACUUACUUACAAACGGUCUCAACGAUGAAUGAUGAUGAAUAAUAGGGCAUUAAAAUGUUUUAAUAAUUCAGUACUUAAGUUAAGUACUUUUAAAGUACGCAGUAGAUAUGCCAAUAAUAAAACAUAUGACGCAACACCUACGUUGGGCAUUGAGGAUUUAACAACUGGGCUAUAACCGCGUAAAUCGAAGUUCGUCAAUUGCGGGCAUUUUUCUCUGUCACUCUAAUUAGACAACUAUAUAUUUUUUUUAGUUUUUAGAUUCUGUUAUUUUAGAAGUUAGAGGGGGGAGGGGACACACAUUUUAUCACUUUGGAAGUGUCUCUCGCGCAAACUAUUCAGUUUAGAAAAAAAUGAUAUUAGAAACCUCGAUAUCAUUUUUGAAGACCUAUCCAUAGAUACCCCACACGUAUGGGUUUGAUGAAAAA